CUUGCUCAUCCGUUCGCUCGCUCGCUCGCGAUAGUACGGCACGCGCGUGCAAAAACGUGAGCAGAUCCCAUUUCCAGUUCAGUCAGUCACCACGGUCGACUAACAGGACGUGUGUCGUGUGCUUUUUCUAGCGUCUACUAGUACUACUACCACGCACGCAACCUUCUUCCGUAGUCGAGCGCGUACCAACACGAGUGGCAGCGUACGAAGACAUUUGACAAGCGCCUUCACCAUAAUGAUUAGCAUCUGGUACAACAAUGAGUCUAACCUAGAUUGGGUCCGCAAAGCUAACCGAUAGUAUAGAACCUACCCUAAUAAAGGGUUCGGCAGAAAAUUACGCUAUCCGAGAAAAGUUAGCAAACCGCAACAGCCGCCACACUGUCCACAGCAACAACCAACAGCAUCAUCCUCCACCAGCAGCAGCAGCAGCAGCAGCAAACCCUCACCGCAACAGCAGCAGCAGCUUCAUUCCGCCGACGUACCGCAUUCCAGUACAUCGCAGUCCUCGCGCCGUCCGCAGCACUCUUCUACGUCCGCUUCCUCGUCGUCGGUACCGACCCUUCCCACCACCUCGGGCGAGCCACGGGCCGCUGGCAGCAGCAGCAGCAGCAACAGUCGACGCAACUCGAAGCAACUGCAACGCGACGAGCUGGCCGCCAAGAUGGGCAAGCACGACAUGAAGCGCGGCAUCUCCCAGCGAUCCUCGGAUGCCGGCGAAUCUCCCAAGCAUUAUGCUUCAACAAAUUUAGUUGGCAAAUUUACACAAAGCGUCCGACGAAUAGUGCAAGACGUUAAGGAUGAAGGUUCGCCGAGUGGUAUGAGCCGCGAGGAGCUGCUCGAGACAAACGAACGGCUGCGGGCGGUCCGGCUCCGGUUGGAGGAAUCGUACGAUACCGCCAAGAAGGCGCUGGUCAACCUGAUGAACAAAUACGGCGACUCCAAGAGCCAGCGCAACAUCUUCAAUCGCUACCCGAUGCUGAAGCUCAUGAUCAAGGAUGUGAUCCGGCUGGAAACGCAGUACUGGACGCUGGUCGAGAUCCCGAAGCAGGAGAAGCUAGAAACGGUGCCGGCGUUCGUACUGCGUGCCUGCAGCAUUAUGGAGAAGUCGCAAAAGUCGGGCGAGGGCGUGAAGACGUCCGCCAAGCUUGCGGAGGAAGCCGCCGAACGGCGCGAACGGAUGGAGCGACUGGAAACAAUGACCACGGCACAGAUCGAGCAGGAAAACACGCAGAUGAUCAACGAUCUGUACCGUCUGCUCAAGAAGUACACCGGUCUAAGGAACUUGAUUCGAGAGCUGAAGUCCGAGUACGGUAACUCCAAAAUCUAUCCCAUCUUCCCGCGGUACACGAUGCUGAAGGACAUGAUCAAGGACAUCAUGCACGACCCGGACUACAUGGAGGUUUGUCACGAGGUGGACAACUGAAAUCACCAGAAAUAAAACCCGCUCGUCAUCGCAUCGAACGUCUAGCAGGGCUGCACCCGACCGGCAGCACGGACCUAGACACUCUGGUAUGAUGAAGGGCGAGUUUUAUAUAGUUGCUGGAACUGUGCGACGAUCGUGCGCAUAUGUUUUUUUGUGUUGUUUUCGCUUCGUUUCGCACCAUCUUCUGGCGAUGAUGCGUUGUGGACCCCAUUUUUGAGACUGGACUGGACCGGGUGGGACGGACGGUAGGUGGGCGUGUGUAACGCGGCACCUAAUAUCAGGCUGUUAAACAAACAAAAGAAAAGAUCACAGAAGCGGAAGCCACCACGACCUACGCCAUAUCUUCAACGCGCGCCUACAAUACACGCUCGCAUAUCAUAUUAGUUCGCUUGUGCUGGAUACUGCUGUCCGCGGAAAACCCAGCCAACCCAACAGCCCAACAGCAGGAACACCAUCAUCAUCAUCACUCUUCAUUGGUGCUGUGGAGAAUGAAGCUCUGGAAUUGGUGCUCUCCUCUGAGUAGGUAACACGGUGAGGAUGGAUUUGGUGGGGAGCAAAAACGGAGGACAAAAUGUGAAUCUACAAUCAACAAGGGCCUUAUAGUGAAGGGGGGAGGAUGAGGGAGAAGGAACAAAUUCGCAACACCACGAUUAGUAUACUACUCCACUCCCUCCUUCCUCCCUUUCCCUCCUGUAGGGAUUGUCCUUACGAUGCGAGAAAGAGAGUUUUGGAUUUAUGUCUUUGGCCCCAACACCACCAUCAUCACCACCAUCAUCACCAUUACCAGUACCAGUACCUGGACAAGGCUGGACGGUUAGUUAAGGGGAUUGGGAUACACUUACAUUCGUUGACCACCGUUCGCCGCUUGUUCGGUCCCCAGGCCGGAGGGGAGAGGAGUCAGGCGUCUACAAGACGAUGCUCCUAAGUACCGCGCAUUGGUUAUUUUAAGAAACGUCACAAUGCUUUAUCACAUCUUUAUUCGAAGACAAGUAAGUGCAGCUUCGACACAAUCGCUAUAAGCAUCAUAAGCAAAACCGAGGAGCAGUUUGGAGGAGUUUUUGGUUUUGGUUUGUUGUUUUAGUCGCAAAUAUCUUACCUAUCCAAAAAACCAAAAACGUACUUCCCGGGCUGGAACAGAGCAUGGAGAUGGAUGAGCGUGGAGUGAAGCACCGUGAAAGCAGAAUCAGAAAUGAGAAGUAAAACUUACAAAACACAAAAGUUAUUAACAAAAAAAACAAAACGUUGAUGAAAUGACCCACCUAUCUCUACAUGAAUAAUGUAUUCAAUACAAAAUGAAAAAAGCGGGAAAAGCGGAAAGCAAAGGGAUGACAGAGGAACACAACUAUUUUUGCACAGAUAGUAUUUACAUAUUCAAUCGAGUUUUGGUUUGUGUUGUACCUUUGGAUCAAAAAAGAAACUAGAUACACGUACAUACAUACACACCCACAUAUGAAAAUUUUUUCGCACACGUACACUACCUUCACCCACCAAUGGAAAACACACACAAUCAACUCAACGUAGGACAAAAACAAACAAACAAAAACACCCGAACACAAUCGAUACACACACGUAGGACAUACGCACGAACCACGCAGGAACCAACAAUUGUGGCACAAACAAAACAAGGUAAAAACAAACAAGAAAAAAAAACAUAGUGCAAGCGAACUCUACAUUAGAAAAAAACACACUAAAUGCUAAACAUUUAGCAACUAAAAGCCAAAAGACCAAUUCAAUAAAAGGAAACAAAAGAGAAGAAAAAGGAAGAAACAAAAAACUCAUCACUCUAUACACGAGAACGUUAGGCGACACGAGAGAAGGCGACAGGCCAAAAAGAACAAACAAACAUUUUUAACCUAUGCCUUAGGCAUCGGACUUGACAUAUUGCAAGAGCAACAUACACACACAAAAACAAGAGUGAACGAAAGAAGCAGAAGAAGCAAAAAAAAACAUAGGGAAACAACUACCAGAAUAAAUUUAACAAAUAUCAUUAACGGAAAACAAAACUAUUUGCGAAACAAGAAAAUACACACACACGCACAGACAACACUACCAGAAUUCAACACAGAGAGGACAGAAAGGUGGCGCACCGGAAGAUAUCCGUUUGAUUUCUGUUCGAUUUUAAGUGUAAGUGUGUGUGUGUGUGUGUAUGUGGGAGUGCUCUAAGCCCGUUUCCUUCCGGUCGCCCCAAGGACGAUGGACGAAGUGGCCUCUCUCUUUAGAAGACGCGUAACAAAUUUGAUACAAAAAAUGACUAAAGUAACCAAAAAAAAACAACUCUAACAAAGUACACGUCGUAACGAAACAAAAAAAGAUAUUAGAAAGAUAAAAAAGGAAGAAUAGAAAAGCCACACCAAGACAAAAACAUUAAACUACAUACAACACAACACAAAAACAAAAAGAAAACAAACAAACACACACACAACCGCUACUCAUCCAUAUUGGAGCUUCUCGCCUUUUUUUACACAUGUUUAAUGCAGAGAAAAGGAAAGAGAAAGUAAGAGAGAAGGAGAAUGAGUAGUUGCAGAACAUAACAAAUAGCAAGUGAACAAGCGGUAGUGAUGAAAUUAGAAAUAAUGGUAAUAUGUGACAAAAGAAAACAGAAGAAAAAACAAACAAACAAACAAACAAACAAACAAAACUAGCACAACCAAACGAACAAAGACAAACCAAACCAAACUAAACAAACAAACACAAAAAAACAAAGCUGGCAAAAAGGCAGCACAAACUGGAGUAAGAAUAUAUUCAAUAUUAGCUGUGAAAACAAGCUGAAUAAAACAACCACAACAAGAACACAAACAAACGCACACAAAAAGAGGAGGAAGAAAAAAACAACAUAUUCGUGGAUAACAAUAACGUAGAUAGAAAUCAAUAAUAGUGAUGUAAACGUACGGUAUGGCAAAGAGGAAAAUUGCAGCAACAACAGAUGUAAGAACCACCCUUAAAAAGGGAGAAGGGAGGGAAGGAUACCAAGUAGGCGACUUAGAAAGAAGCUAGUAGACGCAAAACCGGAACGGUAUACAGACAGAACCGAAAAAAACCAAAACCUCACAGCACAUUUGGUCCCUCCUACUGAGUUGCCGCUAGUUUCUUAUCCGUAUAUGUAACCAACAGCAGCUCAGCCAACAGUUUAGUAGUUAUGCGAAAGACAUCGUGCUUAUGCCAUUUGUCCCAAACCAAGGUGUGUUUGUGUGUGUGUGUAUGUGUGUAAGUUGGUGUGUCUGUUUCGUCUUUAACUCACUAUAGUAUAGUGACUAGUAUAGUGAGAUUUGCAUAAGUGGUCGUUUAUCACCACGGUUUGUACUAAAUACACUUAAUGAAGGCUUGUUUGAAGUUCACCAUUUUCUAAAUUAUAUCUUUUACUGACACUUCUUCUUCGUCUACUACCAGUUCCAAGGGUUUAGGAUUACCUUCUUUAUUAUAGUUUUAGUUCUUACUUGCUCAUUCUUCAUUCUUCCUGUGUACUAAUUUCUAGCUGUACUAAUUACUAAUUCUAUGCCUACUUGAAAAUUGCAUACUUUAAGGCGUUAACAUCCAGUACAUCGGAUCUUGAUUUUGAAAGAUGUAUUUUUCUUCUUUUUCCAACUUUUUUCUUUCCCUUGAGAUGACUCAUUGUUACCAACCUUUAUGUUUUGCCUCGCUACUAAAGGCAACGGUAACAUGAGCUGACGGCCUGUUCUGCCGACUAAUAGUGGCGACCUAUUUGCAGGUUAUGCUUUGCCCAGCAGUCGUACGGCAUCGCGCAUCAAAACAGCCCCUGCAUUUAUGCAACCAUGCGUCGAGGUCAAACGAAACCGUAAGUUCAUUUAGUGCAAGGGCAUGAAAGUGAAGAUACUAUGACGAAACAGAUACACACAUACACACACACACCCACAGCCACACAUGUAAACACAUACGAGUGCAUGUGACGCAGCUCACCCCAUGUUAGUAGUCGUUUUAGCUUGCUUGCGCGCUUUACGUUUGUAGACAUUUUAAAGGCCCACCCUCACGCUCACGAACGAAAGCGAACGAGUCGGACCGUUGUGGCAGUAUUUUAGUAUAAAAAAUAAUAUUAACAUAGUAUUUGUGGUUCCACAUUCUGUUCUACCGUUAGAGCCGGGCUUCGUCCUAUGACCGCUAAAGGAUUCGUUGCAAGUUAAAACAAAAGCAGGCUCCAAAAUCCCAUCCAAUACACGCACACACACAGACGCACACAUCCACAAAAGCACACAAACACACGCACAAAUUUAACUGAUAAUCCAAUCCUUAAUCACUAAUACUCUCCCCCAUUUGCCCACCAUUUAAAAACAAUCGGGGCUUUACGCUUCACUUAGGUUUUCUCCUACGGGUGGGAAAUAUAAAAAAGAGCAAGAAAGCAAGAGAGAGAGAGAGAGAGAAAGAAAGAUAGAGGAGCAUUAGAGUGUUGCGCAUUCAGAACAUUGUACAUAACGCCGCAUUGUUGUAUAGUUGUGCUUAAGUUUGGCUUAUUGUGAAGAAGCAAGCAAAAGAAGAAAAAAAAACAAAACAAAACAAAUAACACACGAGACGAUGAAUCUACAGCGCGAACAAAAACCAAAUGAAAUGAGUACAGAAGUAGGUGGUGAAAUUAACAAAAAAGAAAGAAGAAAGAAAGCAAGUAAAAACACCGUAUUAAAAGGGCACCGGAAUGCACUAGAACAGAAGCAGCAGCAGAAAAAAACGAACAAACAGCAAAUCAACCAAUAUUAUAUUAUACAUCGCGCGCGCAUCGGCAUCGGCAUGGGCAGACGUGAAAAAGUAGCAGAACAGCAGAAAAAACAGAAAAAGACAUACUCACACACACACAUAUGACGAGUAAUGUGACGAUUAGUAAACACGCAUAGGAAAGCUAUUCAAAAAAGAAAACAAGGCAAGUAACCAACAAAGCAAACAAACAGAAGAAAAAAAAAAUGGGAGAAAAUCAGAAACAGAAGAGAAUGAUAGGCAAAAAGGAAGAUAAAAAAACCGUGUGCUUCAUAUUAUAAAACAUUGUCGUAGCAAUUGUCAAUGCCGCCGAAGAGGCCGGAGGGGCAUAUUUAUAUAUAUACACAAUACAAUAUACAUAUACAUAUACAUAUUCUUAGUUGAUAUAUAUAUAUAUAUAUAUUGAUUACGAUAUUGGCACUGGCGCACUACGAGCAUCCGGCAGCAAACAACAACAACAACAACAAAACGGCGCACACAAUGACGUACAUCCGCUUUCGCCUAUUUUAUGUUUGGUUUUAUGUUACCACAGUACAGUGUAUUUGGCGUUGUUUUUGCUUUAUCCAUUUUGUUUAGUUUUUGGUUGCCAAAAAAAAAACGAUCACCCCACUUGCGAAAAGAAGGACGAGCACCCCACGCACCGUUCGGCAACGGACUACCCCAUAUCAUGCUCAUACCCACCGAAAACAAAUUGUGUGCUCGAUUGGUGUGGUCGCGUUCGUCGUCUUAGGACGGUGGAGUAAAUCUGGUAAUACCUAGCUGCAGCCCUGUGUGUCACCUUACGACUCAGCACACCUUGGGAGGGUGGUGGGAAGGAGUGACCGCGAGUGUUUUAGUACAAGAAAUCAGUUGAAAACAUGCGCAAAAUGCGUUUCUUUUCUGCUUACAUGCUGUGGUCUUUUUUACUGUUUAAAUUCGACAAAACAAAGCGAAAAAAAAGAAAUACAUAUUAAAAUGUGAUACAUUUGCAUGAAGCAUCAAUUGGAACACGCACACGCACUAUUGAUUGGAACGGUGGAAGGUGGACUAAGACGAUCAAAUACCGACAAACUGAAACAAAAACAAAAAAAAAACACGAAAAUGAGAUACACACACACACGGAGCAAAGAAGCUAGAAACGUGAAAAUUAUGUGACCGUGAAAUCAGCUUUACGUCGAAGGAUCUUAUCGAUCGGUGUACGGGUGUUACUGCUACUACUGCUACUGCUUGCACAACAUCACUCCGAACUGAAGAAGAGGAAGCAAUACAAAAGAAAAGGGAACGACAGUAGAGAAGAGAGUAGAAAUGCAGUAGGAUGAACACACUUGAACAGGAUGACACACGACGGCACAGGGCGAACGUAAAGGGACACACAACGGCACGACUAAUCACUUGACACGAUGAUACGCCCCACGGAAGAGAAGAAAAACACACCGGAAGGAAGCAGUUCAAAAGCAGUGGAACAGAAUGAACCUUAUUUUUACAGAAUGAUUCGGAUGCUUUUGCUCUUUCGGAUGCACGGUCCCCUUGUUUUGAUACAUUCCAGACACAUUCAUGUGCACCGUUCACUUUUACGCGCUUUAAAUACAAUCACAAACUAUUUCUUUUUGGAUUUGAUCCUUACUAGAACUACAAACAUUCCUUCCACGAGCGUUCCUUCCGCUAUGUUAGCUCACCCUGACCCAUCUUUAUCAUCAUUCCCACCUGCAGAACGAUUUUCACUUAAAAUGGGUGGAAAAUAAGACUAAAAAAAGAAGAAUGACAUACAAUCUCAGAUCUGCUCAGUACAAUCAUACCAAGAAAUCAGAAACAAACGACAACAGAACAACUUUUAGGAAAACAAAACUUUCCUAACAAAGCAAUUACGAAAGGUACGAACACGUACACGUACGAUCACGAUCAUAGAAGGAGAGAAACAAAUUUAAAAAAAAGAAAAAAGCAAGAAAAAGCUCAAAUUUGCUUGUCUGCUCCUGUUCGUAAAAGCUCAAAACAUACACACAAAACAAAAAAGGCGCCAAAAUACCUUUCCAACGCCACGAACCCUCCUCCAAUUUGAAGGGGGUUGAGAAGAGAACAUGAAACAGAGAAGCAGUGUAAACAUAAAAAUGCCGCCCAAUUCACAUUCCUAUCAUCAUCAAAUACUAAUAAUAUUACACAAUUAUGAUAACAAAUAAUAAUAAUAAUAUUAAUAAUACUGAUCUAUCCCGCACAACACACCAAACCGGAAGAAAGGAGAAAGGAAAAAACGCCCAAGAACCCCAGAAACAGACAAGCAAACAAGCAAACAGUUAAGAAUACGGAACAGGUAACAACAAACCCAUAUGGAAAGAGAGAGAGAGAGAGAGAGCACGGAAAGGCACAAACACAAACAAGAGAAGGAAAGUCCAAAAAAGGAUAAGAUGAGACAAAACAGACAAGGACAAGAUAAGCAAAACGGAAAGACCAUGCCGUUCAAGGUGUUUCAAUCCAAACGCCCCGCGGGUGUGUGUGUGUGUGUGUUUAUUACAACAAUCGGACUCGUUGCGAUCGGUGUUUUACGUUGUGUAUGUUUUUAAUGCAGUGUUUUCUUCUUUCGUUCAUCACUAAUACAAUCAUCACGCAAAUUGUAUACACACACAAACAGACACACAAACAGACACACAACACGUACAUCGUCUUUGUAAUGAUGCGUAUUUACAAUAUUUAGCUGAAUAAACAUGUUUGCUUGGUUGAA
This is a messenger RNA of Anopheles gambiae (African malaria mosquito), 8813 nucleotides long. RefSeq lists its product as uncharacterized. The record is from RefSeq and is a predicted model, not a curated record. NCBI's taxonomy places the organism in Eukaryota, Metazoa, Arthropoda, Insecta, Diptera, Culicidae. The transcript has 9 exons. Bases 662 to 1423 code for a protein of 253 amino acids.